CUCUUUGCAUGACAAUGUCAACCUUUGGUUUGAAACAUGAUUGCUGCUUAGAUAGACCAAACAACCGUUUGAGUCACUUGAAAGGACGACCUUUUAAUGGAUAUGAAACUGGUGCUGCCAGCUUAUUCACUGAUGUCCAUCAGAAGAACAUUUCUUCUCCUAUGGGCAUGAAACAGAUUGGCGAGAUGAUUCGUUCACCUCAACAGGCUUCAACUUCAACUGUCACCACAUGCUCUAGUAGAGAUGGAUUUUCUCUUGUUGGAUCUUUUGACAGUGAACAAGUACAUGAUUCAAAUUUGCAGAUCCCACAUCUUCUAGAGAUGAUUCCUAAAGUCUCAAACACUCUACCCAGCCUGGACAUGGACUAUCAUCAGCCAUAUGUGCAGUUUGAUAAGCCUGACGAGGCCAAAGAACAAUGUUACAUCAGUGAAAAAGUUGAAUCUGGUAAUUCAACAGCGGCAGAAAUUCAUUGUAGGAAGACUAUUCUCCCAUCAGGACAAUCACACAGGUUUCCUGCUGCUUCAGAGAAUUCUGCACCUUUUUCUAGUUCCAAGGGACUCACAAAACAUGCUCCAUCAAAUAAUCUACUGUGUUUUUCUCUUCAGCAUAAGAUCUUAUGCACUUAUAUCAAUUACAAGAGUUCCAUGGUGCCUACAGGGGAUUGCCAAGUUUCUUUUGUGAAUUAUUUGCAUUCAACAAUAUGUGAUGCUCACAUGUGUAGAUGUGAACGUUUCUACUUACUCCUAUCUCACUUUGAUGACUGUCACUCGUUUGAGUGUUAUGUUUGUGGACCUGUUCGACAUCUAUGUGGUACUGGUAAACUUCACCACGAAUUUAAUAAUACAAAACGGAAUUUCAAUGAUAUAGAUUCUGGUGGGCCUAACUCUGGCAGAAUGGAUUGCAUGGAACGUCCAUCAAAGCAUUUGAAAACAGAAAAAAAAGUUUGCCCCAUUUCACAUGAAAUCGAAUUUUCUUCUUUUUGGGAUCCUUUGAAGGUUCAACCUUUUUAUUCUGGAGCACUUCCACCCUUGCAGCAAUGGCCUGAAUCUCCUAUAUCUAUUAAUUCUGAGGUCAGGGAGGUGGACAGGGAACUGUUGAGGAACACUGUACAAAAUUCUAUUAUCGAUGGAGAGAAUGGGAAAGACGUUGCAGGUAACUGGUGCAGGUUGAAUGCCCAGAGUGUGAUUACUCCCAAGGAGCAUAUCGUUGGUAGUAAAAUGAAGGAGGUGGACCUUAGCUGUGUUAAUGAAAUUGCACAGACUGAUUCUAGCGAGGUGAGCUUCAGCACUGAGUCUGUUCUCGGAGAAGAGCUUAGUACUCAUUGUAAAGAGGAUGUACCAAUCUGGACUCUCAAUCAGAACGAGGCGGAGAUUGGAGAUGAACAUGUUGCACCAAAAAAUGAUUGUGGAACUCAACUAAAGUCAAAGAACCCCAGGAUAAAGGGUAUUUCUUUAAUUGAAUUUUUCACAGCAGAACAAAUAAGGGGGCACAUAUCAAGUCUUAGGCAGUGGAACAGUCAGACUAUAUCAAAGGAGGGAAGGGAAAACAAAAUAAUCCACAAAGACAAUGGGAGCCCUUGCCAGUUGUGUGGAAUAGAGAAGUUUUUUCUUGCUCCAACACCAAUGUAUUGUUCAUAUUGUGGUGGUCGUAUUAAAAACAACAUGAUCUACUACAGCGCACCAGAAGAAAAUGGCAUGCGACAUUGUUUCUGCACUGCAUGCUAUAGAGAGUGUCGUGGUGGGAGUAUCACAUUAUAUGGGAUUGCUAUUGCCAAGACAGAGCUGGUUAGAAAGCGGAAUUAUGAAGAAACUGAAGAAUCGUGGGUUCAGUGUGAUAAUUGUCAAGGCUGGCAACACCAGAUAUGUGCUCUGUUUAAUAACAAAAGAGAUAUGAAAGGAGAAGCUGAGUACAUGUGUCCGAAAUGCUGCUUAGAAAAAAUAGAAACUGAUGAUUGUUUACCCUUACCAAAGAACACCUUUUUUGGUGCAAAAGAUCUACCUUGUACCAUGCUUAGCGACCACAUAGAGCAGAGACUCUUUAAGCGUCUCCAUCAGGAAAGAGAAAAGAAAGCAAAGUUAACUGGGAAGAACCUUGACGAGGUUCCAAGAGCAGAAGAUCUUGCUGUUAGAGUGGUAUUAUCUGUUGAUAAGCUGUUAAAAGCAAAGCCGAAGUUUUUAGAAAUCUUUCAGGAUGAGAAUUAUCCUACUGAAUUCCCAUACAGAUCAAAGGUGAUUCUUUUGUUCCAGACGAUUGACGGAGUAGAUAUUUGCCUUUUUAGCAUGUAUGUCCAGGAGUAUGGCUCCGAAUGUGGCUACCCAAACCAACGCUGUGUCUAUAUCUCAUAUCUUGAUUCAGUCAAGUACUUUAGACCUGAGACACAAACAUCAACUGGAGAAUCUCUUCGUACCUUUGUUUACCAUGAAAUUUUGAUAGGAUAUCUUGAAUACUGUAAAAAACGAGGUUUUGGAACCUGCUACAUAUGGGCCUGUCCUCCUGUAAAGGGAGAAGAUUAUAUUUUAUACUGCCAUCCGGAGACUCAGAAGACUCCCAAGUCAGAUAAGCUGCGGCAAUGGUAUAAGUCAAUGCUGAGAAAAGCAGUUGAAGAAAAAAUUGUGGUUGAUUCUACUAAUCUAUAUGAUUAUUUUUUCGUUCCAACUAGAAGAUAUAACUCAAAAGUGACUGCAGCCCAUUUGCCAUAUUUUGAUGGUGACUAUUGGUCCGGGGCUGCUGAAGGUGUGAUCAAGAGCUUUGAACUAGGAAGUGGACGUGAUGCUCAUAAAAAGGUGAAGAAACCAAUGGCAAAGAGGACUUUAAAAGCUAUGGGACAUACAAAUCCUUCUAGCGGUGCGACUAAAGAUAUUCUGUUGAUGCAAAAGUUGGGGCAAGCCAUCUUACCUGUGAAGGAGGACUUUAUCAUCGUCCACUUGCAGUUUGUUUGCACACACUGUCAUAAAGUGAUAUUACAUGGAUGCCGAUGGUUUUGCAAUCAGUGUAAAAGUUUUCAACUAUGUGAAAGAUGCCAUGAUGUUGAGCGAAACCUGAAUGGGCAAGAUGUUCACGUUUUAAAUAGCAGGGAAACGCAUUUACUUUCUAAGGUUAUCGUUGAUAAUGUGCCACCUGAUACCAAUGACAGAGAUGUUAUUCUAGAUAAUAGCUUAUUUGAUAAUAGAAGUGAUUUCUUGAGCUUCUGUCAAAGAAACUCUUAUCAAUUUGACUCACUUCGCCGGGCGAAGCAUUCUUCAAUGAUGAUCUUAUAUCAUCUCCACAAUCCAAAUAUGCAUAUUCCUGAGGGCUUCUGCAGCUUUUGCGACAAGGACACUUAUAUGGACCACUGCUGGUUUUGUGAGAUCUGUCCACAGUUUGAAGUUUGUGCUGCAUGCUAUCAGGAAAAGGGUGCUUCUUUGCAUAUUCAUAAAUUGAGGCAGCGUUCUUGUGCAGCUAAUUCUGGGACACUGAGUAAAGAGAUUUCACAAGGAAAAGAGCCGACAAUACAGUCAACACGACUACUAGAUGUUCUCCGGCAUGCAUCUAUAUGUAAUGCAACCAAAAGCCAGCCUUGCUCUUUCCCAAACUGCCUUGAAAUAAAAAUGUUGUUCAUUCAUGCAUGUAAGUGUAGAGUUCGAGCCACAGGGGGGUGCUGGUACUGUAAAAAGGCUUGGUUGACACUGAAGCUGCAUUCAAGUAAUUGUAAAGAAUCUAAUUGCAGCGUACCACGAUGCAAGGAUCUGAAGAAGCAUGUCGAACGGCUCACUCAACAAAAUCUUAGAUUCUUAACGUCAUCAGGAGCUGAAGUUUCAGAACCACUCAAACAGAAAGCAGGUUUAGGUUGCUGAGAACAUUUUGACAAAUCACAAAUGUAUAGACAGUCAACAGCAGUAGCAGCAUUCAAGUAUAUAAAAUAUUCCAUAAUUACAUUAUAGAAUAUUGAGAAAUUCAUCAAGGGAAGUCAUUUACAUAAUAAGGUUUUGUUUCCUUUGGCAGAGUUGAUAAUAAUAUGGUCUGAAGCUUGCUUAUUUUAAAGCGUCAGCCUUUGAUAUUUACCUUUUACCAUCAAAUAUCAAUGUUAUUGUAAACG
Pistacia vera is the source of this 4075-nucleotide messenger RNA. Its product is annotated as histone acetyltransferase HAC12-like. NCBI's taxonomy places the organism in Eukaryota, Viridiplantae, Streptophyta, Magnoliopsida, Sapindales, Anacardiaceae. The record is from RefSeq and is a predicted model, not a curated record. Gene Ontology annotation, cellular component: transcription regulator complex; histone acetyltransferase complex. Gene Ontology annotation, biological process: positive regulation of transcription by RNA polymerase II. Gene Ontology annotation, molecular function: zinc ion binding; chromatin DNA binding; histone acetyltransferase activity. The transcript is spliced from 13 exons. Bases 9 to 3833 code for a protein of 1274 amino acids.